Solenopsis invicta (red fire ant) is the source of this 1720-nucleotide messenger RNA. RefSeq lists its product as uncharacterized. The record is from RefSeq and is a predicted model, not a curated record. The transcript has 2 exons. Bases 19 to 465 code for a protein of 148 amino acids. Lineage: Eukaryota; Metazoa; Arthropoda; Insecta; Hymenoptera; Formicidae.
AUAUUGCCGUGUGCAAUCAUGCCAAAGCACAAGCAAUAUAGUCACAAGUAUCGGCGAACAAUUUCGCAGCAUGCAGUAAGAGAAAUAAGAAAUAAUCUACAAGCUCACAAAAGCGAAAUGGUAUAUUUGGUCGAAAAUUACGACAACCACUUUCUGGAAGUAAAUAAUGAUCAAACAGACUCUAUCUCGGAAACCGCACCAGAUGAAAUAAUCCAAGAGAUUGUGCAAGAGAAAAUUAUCCCGGAAAUCAUACAGGAAGCAAUAGUCGAAGACCAAAUUAUAUCGCCCGACGAAUACGAUAGUGAUUCUUUGUCGGAAUCAGACAAUGAACAUAAUAGUAUAAAUAUUGAUCGAUUGCAAAAAAAUCUGGUCAAGUGGAGCCAUGAUAAUAAGAUCUGUAGAUCUGCUGUGACCAGUCUAUUGAAAGUUUUAAAAAUAGAAAAGGCUAUGCAAUCCUUUCCAUGAGACUCACGAACAUUCUUAAGAACUCCAAGAAAGGCAGAAAGUAUACCAAUGAAACACGGUCGAUAUACUCAUUUUGGUAUUACCAAAAGCCUACAUCACAUUAUAGAAACAAAUGGUACCGGUACAUGUAUACCUGAAGAAAUUCGUUUAUCCAUUAACAUAGAUGGACUACCUCUUACCAAAAGUUCAAAGAGUCAAUUAUGGCCAAUUCUUGGAAGUUUUAGAAAUUUUCAAAACAAAACGCCAUUUCUCAUUGGCGUUUUUCAUGGAUAUCAAAAGCCUCCAGCUGCUGCAGUAUUUUUAAAAAAUUUUAUUGAAGAAGCAGUAGGCCUUAUAGAAAAUGGCUAUAUCCAUGAUGGUAUUAAAAUUUAUUAUUGAUUGUUUCAUAUGUGAUGCUCCUGCGAGAGCGUAUAUUUGUUGUAUUAAAAACCACGGAGGAUAUUAUGCAUGUAGUAAGUGUGAAACCAAAGGCAUGUAUAAUAAGGGAAAAGUGGUAUAUCCAGAAAUAAACGCUCAGCGUUAACCGAACAUCACUUUCCAAAUUGAAGAAAAUGUGACUUUGAGUACAUAACAUUCUUAUUAAAACAAUUAUUAAUAUUUAAUUUAAGCAAAUUUUAAGUAUACGUACAUUAUGUUCAAAUUUUAAUACGUUUGUUCUAUGUCAGAUAUGUUGUGGGAUAAAAUGGAUAAUUUAAGUAAAGAAGUUCAUGAAUUUAAAAUUGAAAGCAAACAACAAUAUAAUAAGUGUAUGUCAAAAAUGAAGGAACUAAUCGCAAUCUUAAAAGAGAAAUUCCCAAAUAACGAGAUCGAAAACGAAAACAAUGAUUUAAUAUUGCUCAUUGUUGCCCGAUUUCCCAUUAUUAUCUAUAGAAGAAUUUUGGGAAUUUUGGGAAUUUAAUAAUAGAUUAAAAACGAUGAAGCAAUUCGUAAAUUACUUAAGCAAACUAUUAUGCAAAUAAGUGAUGAUACAAGCCAAAAAAUGAUCUCCAAUAUCUUGACACAUACAAUGGCAUAAGAAUUAGGACACAAAAUGUCUUGGACCGGUGCCAAAGGAUCGAUUGCUAUCAAAGAUACUCUGUUUAUUCACAUUAUAAUUAGUGAGUAAUUAAUAUAUGUUUUUACAUUAAAACAGUUUGAUAUAUGCUAACAUGAUUAUUAUGAGGGAUAUAAUAAUGCGUGCAUCUUUGUAAUAACAUAUUAAGAACAAUGUAUCACUGAAGAAGAGUAAACAAUACUUAAUUUCUAUCUAUUUUUA